UGUCAUGUCCAUGAUGCUCACUCAAGACCACAAGACAAGUUUGCCCAAAAGUCCCUUGUUCGUUCUUUUGAAGGACUAAGCAAAAGGAGAAAAAAGAUGGGGUUAUUUUGGCGAUGGAGAUUAAGGCAGAGGGGGGCUUUUUGUCAUUUGUGCGAGACAAGCCAUUCAUCCAUCCCCCGUUCAGAGCCCAAAAAAAAGGCUGGUCCCAGAAAUUAGCAGUUUCAGCUCAGCAGCAGAGGCGUCGGGCUGUGAAGGAACAGAGAAAUUGACUAAUUAGCAAUGCGCACUAAAACUUGACGGUUCUCUCCAUAACGCAGAGAGAAAGAGAGGAAAGACUCGCCUUUUCUCCUCUCCUCUUUUUCCAUAGAUGUUUGAAAUCGCAGUCAUUUACGCUCGACAGUUUUUACAAUAGCCUUGAGCCAUAAUUUUGCGAGUCUCUCCAGCAUCCAUACCCCUGCGCGGUCUCUCUCCACCGGCCAUGCGCGUCCGUUUCUCUCCCCGACCGUGGAUUUCCUAUUACUCUCGUUACGACUCACUGAGCCCCAGGCCCAAGGAUAAUGAUGUGUUGUUUCUUGGUAGCAUAAUUUGUCACACGUAUAUUUCUUCUUCUUCUUCUUCUCUUGCAGAAAGCACACGGCUCCUCUCACACUCACACACACUUCUUCUUCUUGUUAAUUCAGAGGAAACAUAAAUGAUCAAUGAUCUUGAAUGAGUGGGGAUCAAUGGUUAGGAUUCUGAUCCAUCGAUCAUAGACUUUUCCAACAGGACCGAACAAAGAAAGUGCACUGAAGGAGCCGCAGCUUUACUUUUCUUCAAGUCAGGAGGUGUGCGCAGCCCCGAAGUCAUGUCCAGAUCGGGUGACCGAACCUCCACGUUUGACCCGACUCACAGCGACACUCUGCUGCACGGUCUCAACCUGCUGUGGAGGAAGCAGCUCUUCUGCGAUGUGACUCUGACGGCGCAGGGACAGCAGUUCCACUGCCACAAAGCCGUGCUGGCGUCCUGCUCGCAGUACUUCAGGUCCCUGUUCUCCACGCACAUGCUGAGCAGAGAAGACGGGCUGGCGGCGAAGGACCAAGGCAGCAGCGGCACCCCGUCCUCCUCCCCCGACGACAAACUCCUGCCCAGCCCGCGCUCCACCAUAAACAACCUGGUGCUGCAGGGCUGCUCCUCCAUCGGUCUACGACUGGUGCUGGAGUACCUCUACACGGCCAACGUGACCCUCUCCCUGGACACGGUGGAGGAGGUGCUCUCCGUCAGCAAGAUCCUCAACAUCCCCCAGAUCACCAAACUCAGCGUGCAGUUCCUCAACGACCAGAUCUCGGUGCAAAACUACAAGCAGAUCUGCAAGAUCGCAGCUCUGCACGGGCUGGAUGAGACCAAGAAGCUCGCCAACAAGUACCUGGUGGAGGACGUGCUCCUCUUGAACUUUGAGGAGAUGUGCGCCAUGCUGGACGCCCUGCCUCCGCCCGUGGAGUCGGAGCUGGCGCUCUUUCAGAUGUCCGUGCUGUGGUUGGAGCACGACAGGGAGACCAGGAUGCACUAUGCUCCCGACUUGAUGAAGCGUCUGCGCUUCGCCCUCAUCCCUGCCCCAGAGCUGGUGGAGAGGGUGCAGUCGGUGGACUUUAUGAGGAGUGACCCGGUGUGCCAGAAACUGCUCCUGGAUGCCAUGAACUACCACCUGAUGCCCUUCAGACAGCACUGCAGACAGACCACAGCCAGCAGGAUUCGUUCAAACAAACGGAUGCUCCUGUUGGUUGGAGGCCUUCCCCCGGGUCCCGACCGCCUCCCCAGUAAUCUGGUUCAAUACUACGACGACGAAAAGAAGACAUGGAAGAUCCUUACUAUAAUGCCGUAUAACAGCGCCCAUCACUGUGUGGUUGAGGUGGAGAACUUCCUGCUUUUAUUGGGUGGAGAAGACCAGUGGAACCCUAAUGGCAAACAUAGCACCAACUUUGUAAGCCGAUAUGAUCCGAGAUUCAAUAGCUGGAUACAACUACCGCCCAUGCAGGAGAGGAGAGCGAGUUUCUUCGCUUGCUGCCUGGAUAAGCACUUGUAUGUUGUUGGGGGAAGGAACGAGACAGGUUAUCUGUCUAGCGUUGAAGCCUAUAACCUUGAGACAAACGAAUGGAAUUACGUUUCGUCUCUUCCACAGCCGCUGGCUGCACACGCAGGCGCCGUGCACAAUGGGAAAAUAUACAUCUCAGGUGGCGUUCACAACGGUGAAUACGUGUCUUGGCUGUACUGCUACGACCCUGUGAUGGACGUGUGGGCUCGGAAACAGGACAUGAACACCAAGCGAGCAAUACACGCUCUCGCAGGCAUGAACGACCGCCUCUACGCUAUUGGGGGAAACCACUUAAAGGGAUUCUCUCAUCUGGAUGUGAUGCUGGUUGAAUGCUACGACCCUAAAGCAGAUCAGUGGAGCAUCCUGCAAACGCCCAUCUUAGAGGGACGCAGCGGGCCUGGGUGUGCUGUUCUUGAUGACAGUAUUUACUUGGUGGGAGGCUACAGCUGGAGCAUGGGGGCGUAUAAGUCAUCCACCAUUUGUUACAGCCCAGAGAAAGGCACAUGGACAGAAAUGGAAGGAGAAGUGGCUGAACCUUUAGCCGGACCGGCCUGUGCCACAGUCAUACUGCCAGCCUGUUUACCAUUUAACAAAUAACUGUACAGAACGCCGAAUAAUGCGGCCGAGAAGAGGAUGGAAAGUCGAUCGCUAAAGGAAUCAAAUAAAUGAGGAGACUCUCCCUGUGGAUGCCCCCAGCUUUUGAACAGGUGUUGAUGAGGUGUACAGAUUAUUAUUUUUUUACUGGUCUGACAAGAGCACUUUGUUUCUUUCAUACCUAACAGUGUCAAACUGAUAUAAUCAUCGACUUUACGUAUUUGAUGCUCACGUGUGUUGACAUUCAGCUGCUCACAUUCAAUGCUUUUUUAAUCAUAAAUGUUUUGACAUAGCACGCAUUAUUUGGUUUUAAGCAAAUCGACGUACUUUGUGUUUUGUGGAAACCGCCGAUCAAAGACAAUGUGGAAGUGGGUUGACAAAGAAAUAUUCAUGUUUUUACAAGCAAAACUCAUGAUUCUGUGUACACUGUGGAGUAGAUAUCAGCUAUUUAAUAUAUAUCACACCAUGUCUGCUUGUUAGAUAUUGUCACCAUACUUGAGUGGCACAUUGUUAUUUGUACAGAUGAGAGGGGAAAAAAAUUCAAUUAUUAAAAAAAAAAAACAUUUCAGUAAGACACAAGUUAUGAUUUAUUGUUUGAACAAUCAGUAUAUUAUUUAUUUAGCCAUGUGGUAUAUAUGCAUGGUGUGAAGUGGAAAGCUUAUUGUGUUUUAUCGUGGGUACAUAUUUGUUUCUGUUCAUAUCUGUUCAUAUCUCACAGUGCCUAUUUUUAGCAUCAGGCUGCUUUAUUUCAUAAAAUUUCCCAUUAUAAGAAUCAGACCUUUUAAAUCGAGUCAAAAUCAUAUUAAUUAUUGGCCUGAUUGGUUUCUCUGAGACGUGAUAUGAAAUCUGAAUUUGUUGCACUGGUGUUUGUUGGCCCUUUUGAUGAUAAAAGGGAAUGUUUUUCAUCGUUGUAAAUAAUCACUUGCAGUGGAACAUUUUUGUGCUCAUAGGAUUUAUUCUCAAAUCCUGUUAUGUUCUUUACAUUUAGUCUAUGAAAAUAAAACUGAAUUUCUGGAUCAAUAAUCUGUCUGGGCUCCCCCA
Molecule: messenger RNA, 3703 nt
Organism: Carassius auratus (goldfish)
Lineage: Eukaryota; Metazoa; Chordata; Actinopteri; Cypriniformes; Cyprinidae
Product: kelch-like protein 14
Exons: 9
Coding region: 845-2665 (606 amino acids)
Cellular component (GO): endoplasmic reticulum; neuronal cell body; neuron projection
Molecular function (GO): protein binding
Source: RefSeq, a predicted model, not a curated record